AUGAAAAAUAAUUACUCAAAUCUGUUAGAAGAAAAUACAUAAUUAAAGCAAAACAUAGUAGAAUUGGAAAUGACACUCUAAGAAUUGGUUCGCCAAGAUUCCCUUAUCGAGAAAUGGACCGUAAUGAAAAAUUUUGUACUUGUAUCUACAGAAGUCGAACGAUUGUCUUUGGCCUAUGUUGCAUUGGAAAAGCAAUAUUAGUAACUAUAGAAUUCCAAAGACUCGAAUCAAAACGAAUCUAAAAUUAAGAUGCUUAUAACAUAAUUGGAAGAGUUGAAUUCCAUCAUGAUUUCUCAAUAGAAAAGAAUUGAUGAAUUGAAUAACAACAAUUAUUUAUAACAAUAGCUGGUUGAUGAGACUAAUUAAAAAAUAGAAGUCAUUCUUGAAAUGAAUAAGCAAUUAAAAAAUAACGAAUAGAAUCUACAAUAAGAAAAAUAAAGCCUAUAGAAUUAAUUAUAGGAAUCUAAUAAUGAGUUGAACAAUGUCAUGCAUACAUUAAAAGAAUGCGAAGAUAUGUUCAAAAGUACAUUAAACAAAUAAGAAACAGUAAUAGAAAAUUUAUCCUCAUAAAACACUUUUUUGAAUAAUGAAGUACUAAAGAAGGAUAAGUCCAUUGAAUAAUUAAUGAAGAAAAAUAAAGAGUUGAUUCAAGAUGUAGAAAGAAUAGAUAAAAAGUAUGUAGAAUAAUCAAUAUAAAUGAAGAAAGUUUCUAAAAUGUUUGAAUCUCUAGAACAAGAAUACAAGAAUUAUCAGUAAUAGCAAUAAGGUAAUCAAUCAGAAUUUUACACUCUAACUAAAAGAUUGGAGCACAAAAACUAAAUACUAGUUGAAAUUGAGAGCAGAUUUGAUAAAUUAAGCAUAGUGGCCAAAACUCAAGAAAAUCAACUCAAAGACAAUGAACUUAAAAUUAAAUAGUUGAGAUAAUAAAUUAUGGAAUAACAAAUGCUCAUUGAUGAAUUGAAAAAUGCCAAUAAAACAACUAAACACGAUGAUGAAAAUGAAAUAAAGGAACUUAAUUUAUAAGUUAAGAGACUAUAAGAGAAAUUAAAUGAAGCAAGAUAUGAAUUAGAAAAAGAAAGUACUUAGAGGAACAAGCUCUAAUAAUAGAAUGAAGUCAAAGAUAAAGAGAUUGAUAAAUAAAAUAGUUAAUUAGAGCAAUUAAAAAAUGAACAAAAAUCACUAUAAAAGGCAGUUUAAGAUUUACAUCAAACUCUUAACAUAUAAAAGGAAUUAUACUAGAAGUCUUAAGCUGAAUAGAAUAGCUUGAAAGAAUAGCUCCAUGUUCUGUAAGAAAAUAAUUAGACCCUCGAUCUAUUGAACAUAGAAGAUUAAUGUUUAUCUUUAAAGAAUGAAUGCUAACAAUUAAGAAAUGAAGCUUAAUAUUACAAAUAUCAAAAUUAUCAAUAUGUAUCAUAGAUAGAAGAAUUAAGACAAACAAAGACCUAUCUGAGUAAUUUGUUGAUGGAUAGAAAGUAUUAUUGA
Molecule: messenger RNA, 1482 nt
Organism: Paramecium tetraurelia
Lineage: Eukaryota; Ciliophora; Oligohymenophorea; Peniculida; Parameciidae
Exons: 2
Source: RefSeq, a predicted model, not a curated record